Molecule: messenger RNA, 1427 nt
Organism: Cannabis sativa
Lineage: Eukaryota; Viridiplantae; Streptophyta; Magnoliopsida; Rosales; Cannabaceae
Product: ethylene-responsive transcription factor ERF024-like
Exons: 1
Coding region: 371-1204 (277 amino acids)
Biological process (GO): regulation of DNA-templated transcription
Molecular function (GO): DNA binding; DNA-binding transcription factor activity
Source: RefSeq, a predicted model, not a curated record
ACAAUUUUUAAAUAUGAAUGGUAAAAGUUUCCAAAAGAAAAAUGUAAACUAUGAAGCCACGUGGGUUUUCAUUCAUUAAUAGUAGUCUUUAUAGAGACACGUGAUGAAACAGAAAGCGGCGUUUAUGAACCACGUUAAAAGUACAUGUAUUUGAAUUUUUCCACGUUUCUUAUCUUAAAUAAUAUAUGAGCCAAAAAAAUCGAUAGUAGCAUGUGGGGUCAAAUUAUAACAGCAACAAUCAUAAUAAUAAUUAGAGCUUAUUUUUCUUCUAUAUUAGUAGACCACCAAUCUCAAUCUUUUCCCUGUUCUCUGUAAUAAUAUCUGAAAAAAUAAAUAUAGUAAAGUAAUAUAUUACAGUACUAUAGUCGCCAUGAAUAAUUUUAGUACUACUACUGAAGAUUACCAUCAUUAUUCUCCAUCUUCAUCUUCCUCCUCCUCAGCCUCAUCCUCAUCCUCAUCUUCAAUCCAUAAAGAUUAUGUCAGUACAAAAAAUCUGAAUAUCAACUCAUCAGUACUACUACCUCCAAAUAAUAGUAACAAUUUUACGAAGAAAUCGUUAUUACAGGAAAAGAGAAAGUCAGGAAGAAAGAAGUUCAAGGAGACAAGGCACCCAAUCUACAGAGGUGUACGGCAGAGAAAGGGGAAGUGGGUUUGUGAGUUGAGGCAGCCACAUACUAAGAACUCUCGUUUAUGGCUUGGAACUUUUUCCUCUCCGGACAUGGCGGCUAGGGCUUAUGAUGUUGCUGCUCUAGCCAUUAAAGGCGAGUCUGCCUCCUUGAAUUUCCCACAAGACAAAACCACAUAUCAGCAAAAUAUUGAUUAUUCCACCACGGCCUCUUCUAGUCGUGUGGCCGCUGCACCGGUGGACGUGGUGGUCACUGAUCCUACGAGUACUAUUAGUAGUAAUAGUACUCGUGAGCCACUGUCCUCGUCCUCUGUGACGGUGACACAAGCUCAGAGUCAGACUCAGGAUCAGGGUCCGGGAUUAGGGUUGUUGACAAAUAAUAAUAGUAGUAGUAAUGUUGAUGAGUAUUUGGAUGAAGAGGAGGUGUUUAAUAUGCCUGGAUUGCUGGAUAGUUUGGCUGAAGGUUUGAUCCUUACUCCUCCAGCCAUGAAAAAAGGUUUUAGUUGGGAUGAUUACAAUAAUAAUGGUUUCAAUGAUUAUUCUUCUAAUGAUCAUAAUUUUUCUCUUUGGUCUGAAUAAUCAUCAUCAUCAUUUAUAUAUAUAUAUAUAUUUAUUGAUGAUCGAGUUAGUUCUUUUGGAGUUAUAAAUUCGUUUUAUUUUAAUUAGCCAGCCUCAUCAAGUUGUCUCCGGCAAAAGUCAGCCUUUCAUAUGGACCAUCAAUAUCUUGUUGAUCGAGAUCAGCUUGUUGUUUUUGCUUUCGUAAAAAUCACAUACCAAAAAAAUCUAAAGCAACAAAAGAAAA